AUGACGCGCGGGAAGAGCAACAAAGACUUUCGUAAAGGCUUCGAGAACCGAAAGACCGGCAUCUUCAAAAAGUCGGACACGUUCUACGGCUACUACAAAGCCAAAGUGGCGGUGCUGGUCAUCGCCAGGCACGCCACAACGCCGGCACCUAGCAGUCCGCCUGCGGGGGCCGCCUCGGCUGACUUGGCCGCCAAGGCUGACUUGGCCGCCAAGGCUGUCGGGUCCCCCCCGUCAUCUUACUUUACCUGUCUGUCGGGCAGUUCGAGCGACGGUGCGGAGCCCUAUUCAAGCCUGGACAGAGAGCUAUCUAUGUCGCCUCAGGUGCCGCUGGCCACCAUGUUAGUAAGCAGCUCGUUGUCCAGUGGCCCGUCGCCUAGUGGCAGCAACGGGAAGGGUGUUGAAAAAGCUACUGCUAUUUCGUUCAACGACUACGACUUUGUCGAUAUGUCAGACAAAUUAUUCCCAUCUAUGUUUCUUAAAGGCGGGAUACUGGCCACGACACGUGACUAG
This is a messenger RNA of Verticillium alfalfae VaMs.102, 510 nucleotides long. RefSeq lists its product with no specific name. Lineage: Eukaryota; Fungi; Ascomycota; Sordariomycetes; Glomerellales; Plectosphaerellaceae. The transcript has 2 exons. Bases 1 to 510 code for a protein of 169 amino acids. The record is from RefSeq and is a predicted model, not a curated record.